GAGUCUGUGGAGUCGCAUCGUGCUGGAGAGCAAGAAGUGCGUGGAUGCAACCACUCUUGUGGAGAAAGGUGUUCACGCCGAGAAGAUCAUGAAUGAGUUCUUCAAGUCUAUGGUUGUCUGUGUCCCCAAGGAAGCCAACCAAGGCGAGGCUGAGUGUGACAUUGGUGACAUUUUCCCAGGCCACAACAGCCCUGACCACUUGCGCGAAUCCUUAAAGUCUCUGUUGGCCUGUGGCAAUGUCGCCACCUUAUGUUCAGACUUGGGCCAACUGAGCAAGGAGGAGGGUGUGAAUACAACCGAGACGGGUGAUGUAGUGAACCCAGCAAGUCUUACUGUGCGCAUCCGGAAGGUGCAAGCUCUGAUCACGGCCCACUUGAACAAGCGUUCCAGGGACCUCCAAUCUCAGUUGGCAGCUUGGUUAGACAAGCUGUGGCCUGCAGGUUACUCGUUGAAAUCCUAUGCUCCUGACACCUUGGAUGGUGGUGUUUGUUGGCGGCUUGAGCUGAUGAGUGCUUUGGGAAGCAUUCAGCAUUCAGCCUUCAUGUUACAUUACAAUGUCCUUCAAUUCAAUUCAAUUCAAUUAAAAUAUCACGACUGGUCCGGCUGGUUGGCUGACUUGCUUUUUGUUGAUGUAGUCAGGUCAUUUUGCUCCACGUGUUUUCUUGUCCCUCAAGGUGACAUUCGCCAGGCGGUCCGAGGGCCAGAUCCCAUCUUCGCUUGGUGCUUGCUUUGCUCCAGCCACAUCUGGAAUGAUGCCCCGAAAAUCCAUGAGGAGGUGUCAAAAGACCCUCAGCUUUCUGCCUUCCAGAGCGUCUUCAAUCUUUCCCUUUCCAUUUGGUCGAAGUUGGAGUCUGAGAAGAAGCCUGGUGAAGCGCCUGUGGAAGGACUCGCUGCUGAGAUUGUGCCCAAGAUUGAAGAGGUCCAAGCCCGCUUGCUGAAGCUACUCAACGAUGAGGGCAAGAAGUUUCUUGCAGAUGGAUUGGCAGCUGCUGUGUGCCCCAACGCUGAUGCCGGAACCUCUGAAGCCUUCAGGGCCUCCAUGGGCCAGAUGUUUGCCGCAGCCACUCCGGAACUGCAGUCUUGCCACCGCACUGUGUCCACAGCCUUUCAGAUUGCCCAGGACCAGGUGGAUGUUCCGAGGGAGGGUGACUUCACUGCCAUGUUGGAAAUCAUGCCGCGCCACGCCAAGGUGGUUUCUCUCAACCCCGAGUUUGCCCAAAUGCUGCCGACGCAGGUGCAAGAUGUGUGCAGCAAUAUCCAAGAGCAGGUGCGUGGCCGCUUGGCAGAGCUCAUUGAUGAGAUGAACGUGGAGCUUCAACAGUUCCGUUCACUGGCGUUGUGUGGCAACAUGAAGUUGCUGUUGGACAACGUCCAGGUGGCUCGCCGGGAUGUCUUGACGACCAUCAGUGUCAUGAUGGGCUGUGACGUCUUCUUGAACAAGAAGCAUGCCAAAGACCUCCCAGGGACAUUGGCCAAGGUUUUGCAUCACCUUGGGACAUUGGGCGUCACCAAGGCUGACAUUGGCAAGAUGAGCCCGAAACUUCUCUCUCAAAUGAAUGAACUGGAUGGAUCGCUGGAGAAGGAGAGGGGCAAGAAACGCCCAUCGGCCUCCCCUCGUGCGAAGGAGGUCGAAACUGCUCCGGCUCCGGCUCCUCCGAAGAAGCCAAAGGGUGAAAAGAAAGAGAAGAAGGAGAAGAGUGGCAAACGUCAGAAGAAGGACAAGGAAGACUGA
Molecule: messenger RNA, 1732 nt
Organism: Durusdinium trenchii
Lineage: Eukaryota; Dinophyceae; Suessiales; Symbiodiniaceae
Source: the annotation of a GenBank genome assembly